This is a messenger RNA of Funneliformis geosporum, 1501 nucleotides long. Lineage: Eukaryota; Fungi; Glomeromycota; Glomeromycetes; Glomerales; Glomeraceae. The record is from the annotation of a GenBank genome assembly.
AUGGAAUACGAAUAUUAUCAUCAACAAUCUCUUAUUGAGAAACCAUGCCUCGCUAUGCAAAUUCCUCCCGAAAUUUUCAUAAGCAUUUGUAAGGAUUUACCACCUACUGAUCUUCUCUCCCUCGCUAGUGUAUGUAAAAAGUUUUACGGGUACCUUUGUUCAAUGAAUUCGUUCACCACUCAAGAAAUUUGGAGGAAUUCUCGCUUAACUUUCUUACCUUUUGUUCAAUUGUCACCACCUGAAGGUAUGACUGAACUUCAGUAUGUGAAGUUGGUUACUGAGCGUGGAUGUCAAUUUUGUGGAAAGUCAAGGAUUAGAAAAAUUUAUUGGCCUUUUCUCGUAAGGUGUUGCAAGAAAUGUCUUGAAGAUAGGACGAUUAGGAUGGAUCAAAUUAGGAAUCAAAUAUUUUCUCAAGAUUCAAAAACUCUUGAUGAUAUCCUUUGCGGGUUGACAUUCACUACCGGACUUAAUAAAUCCGAAUGGGAUAAAAGUCCAAAAAAUCGACCCUCAAGUUUGUAUUGGAUCCAAGACGUUCAUAAGAUUUAUAACGAAUUUAAUAAAUUAAAUGUUAACGAACGUCAAGAUUGGAUUGAACAAAAUCGGGAGAAAGGACGUAGUAAGAUGGAACAAAAAAGGGAUGAUCGUGCGAUGGCAAUUGAGAAUUUAAUAAGGGGAGAAAAAAAUGAAUACGGAUUUCCAAGAUUUAAAAUGUCUGUGGUUGAAAAAUGCAUGACAUAUAAUAAAGCAAUCAUUUCAUCAGCUACAAACCCUUUCACAAAACGAGCUUGGAAUGGUUUUCGUAAUAAAUUAAUUCCCGAAUAUAUGCGAAUAGCCGCAAUUUUAAGAUCAAAAAGACAAGAGUUGGAAAGACGUAUGACGGUUGACGUCGCUAUACAGACGCGUCAGAUGGAUAUCGUUAAAGUGAUCUUUACUUUAUUGCGUCCAGAGAUGGAACGUCAACAAAAUAAUCAUAUCCAACCUUUAGCAAAUAAUAACAUGGAAAAAAAUUCGAAUUCGUCUUCAGAUUCUAGUAGUGUCUCGAAUGAUUCCAAUUAUAAUUCAAUUGUCAGGAUGAAUUCCAUCUUUGAAAGUUCAAUGAUAAAGUUCUUGCCCUGGUGUCCAUCAUUUCGUAAUCCUCCUUUUACGAAUCAGGAUCCACGUAACCUGUGGGAUGAUGAUUUUCUCAUGAGCAUUCUAAUCCCAAAACUCCGUGAAGAAGCCGAAUAUCUAAAGAAGAAUCCAGCACCUCUUACGACAUUAUGCGGAGCUUUUCUUCAUGGUGGCCUGAAUAAUAAACGAAUUUAUAAAUGCAAAUUAUGUAGCAUUCAUAGUAAUAAAACACCGUUUUAUUCCUUCUUUGAAAUUAGAUUACAUUUAACAAGAAGUAAUCAUAAAGUGAGGAUGGUUGACGAUCAAAUGAUCGAAGUUUUUCCCUUUUUGGAGAAUGCGAGUACUUCUCAAAUAUUUCCAAGGAAUAAAACCGAUUUAUUCUUUGCGGCCG